AUGUUUUCUCAGUUCUCAAGACGUGUCGCUCACAGGGGUUUGUCCACGGCGUCCAAGGUCAGUGGUAACAGCGCCAAGUUGGGUAGAAAAAUUUUAAUCGGUAGUUCGAUUACACGGUGGUUGCGAUUACAUCUUUUCCCUAUUAACUGGUUAUCCCGAAGAGCCUCCAGCGGGUAUUGUUUUACCACCAGGCGCCAACUAUAA
Zygotorulaspora mrakii is the source of this 204-nucleotide messenger RNA. RefSeq lists its product as uncharacterized. The coding region runs from base 1 to 204 and encodes 67 amino acids. The transcript has 2 exons. The record is from RefSeq and is a predicted model, not a curated record. Lineage: Eukaryota; Fungi; Ascomycota; Saccharomycetes; Saccharomycetales; Saccharomycetaceae.